Molecule: messenger RNA, 645 nt
Organism: Trichobilharzia regenti
Lineage: Eukaryota; Metazoa; Platyhelminthes; Trematoda; Strigeidida; Schistosomatidae
Source: the annotation of a GenBank genome assembly
AUGUAUGAUGCAAUACGCGAAGCCUUAUCAGUUAUAUCGGAGGUUAUAGCAAACACGCAUAGUGUCCCAUUACCACCACCGGUUAAUGAUGAUUGGAUAGAAACAGAACCCUCGUCAGGAGCAAACAACAAUCGUCGACCACACGCUUCUAGUAAUGUGUCUUUACCUGCUCUUUACCCUACUCCAUCGAGAGCUUUAACUCCUAAUAACAACAGUUCUAAUCCUUCCAGUCGUCCUAUACCAUCUAGACCUGCUCCAAAUUUACCCAUGCGCCAUACUUUGAACCCUCCGACAAUAGUGACUACAGCUCCUGGUCAACUUCCUACUCCGCUUCUCCCUCAUCGAAUGCCUCAGUACAAUAAUGGUUUUUCACAAAGUGCAAGUACUGGCCAUCUUCCGGGUACUAUAUCUUCAGGGGGUACUAAUAAUUCGAAUAUGUUAAAUAGUGUAACAAAUGGCUCAAAUCCAAAUACACCAUGGAUUGCUUUUGAUCCUCUUUUCAAUCAAUCACAGUCUGGAACAAUAGCUCCGCCGAUCCCUCCACCAAAACUUACUUCAUUAUCUGGUAAUCUUGGACAUCCAACUAUACCAGAACGUCCAGGUACUACUGGUAUGCCUCGCAUUCCCCCUCGGCCGACUUCAUAA